Molecule: messenger RNA, 3019 nt
Organism: Eufriesea mexicana
Lineage: Eukaryota; Metazoa; Arthropoda; Insecta; Hymenoptera; Apidae
Exons: 6
Coding region: 88-2991 (967 amino acids)
Molecular function (GO): protein binding
Source: RefSeq, a predicted model, not a curated record
AUACAACCACAUCGAAGCUUCAACUAAUGAUGCUGUAAACCCUGCACUGCCAGUUUUUAUUGAAGGAAAUCAUAAAAUUGUGGAAGGAUGUUUAAGAGGUUAUCGAAGUCAAGGCGUCACAGCGCCGAUGACGUCGCCCUUUCGUUGUCGAGCCCGACGACCCUGGACGAGCCGCCGGGGACGUCGACGUCGACGCCGCGGGACAACUGUCAGAGCAUCAGCCCAGCCGCCCUGCUGAGGGUUUCGAGGACGAAGUACACCAGGAGAAGCUGCGGAGACGCGAGUGCCAUGCAAGCGUUGCUCGCCAGCAAACAGGAACAGGAGCAGGACGUGGCCGAGGCCGAUUAUCAAAUGGUCACGGCCGUUCCUGCGUUCAUCGUCGAGCACGAGCCCGAGAAACAACGUGGCUCGAGUUUCGGAGUCUGGGGGCGCAGAAUGAGCAAGAAAAUAGACUCGUUCCGGCGGGCUGGUUCCCGCGAAACGAUCUGUUCCAUAUCCGAGAGAUCCGACACUGGGAACACCAGCAAUAGCAACAACAACAACUGCUCGGCGGCAAGCAACAACAAUAUCAACGCGAAAACAGACAAAUCACUGCCAGACGCAAAGCUAGACAGCAAGGUGGAAAAGAGAAUACCGGGAACGUUCCACAGAUCACCCUCUCCCUUCAAAUCCUUCUUCAUCCGGAUGGGUUCCACGGGGAUGCUGAACUCUGCGAGGAGCAACAGACGUUCGCAGAACAUCGAGGACAGGUUGAAAACAACCGAGAAGGAGAACCUAUUCCGAAGCUGCAGCACCAGCCAAUUGAACACUAGCCCAACGUACGUGAAGGGUGACGAUCCCUCAGAGGGAAUCGAUCUGCAGAUUUCGAGUCGCAAAGACAAGACCGUGUCCUGUGACAAUCUGGCCGGUCGUCAGAAUGACGAUGUGUUCGACGAACGCAUAAGUGACACGUCUGGCACCCUGUAUCCCCUGGGGAACUCGUCGAUAACGAGCUUCAGCCCUUGCGAUUUCGGACAGUCGCGAAACGAAACGCCAAUGCGGAAGAGCAGCAGCUGUGACUUCAAGGAGGCGAAGAAGUCCAGCUUCCCGUACGCUUUCCUACGAUCGAAACUCUCCGUCCUGCCCGAGGAACGUCACAGUACGUUCGCUUCGAAAGACGAACGACUGUUCAAGACUGCCUCCGAGGAGCACUUCCCCGCGUUGAAGAUCGAGGACUCGUACACUGGAACGACCACGCUGGGUCGACGACGUGCCAGGACCGGGAACCUGGCCAGAGGAAGCCCUAACAAGUCCCAGGAACCGACCACCUCGAAGCCAGGCCGCAACUCGUACACGGAAUUCCGCAAGAACUCGAGCAGGUGCGAGGAGAGGUACAGUUUGAACCCUGGUCACUUGGAAAGGAUCGACGACAAUUUCCAACAGGAGGACACGGGUUGUUACAGCUCGUAUGACAGCAGUCCAAUGUCUCUGCGUGUUACUACUAAUGUCCAGCACCCGGAAGCUGGUCAGGAUAGGGUAGACUUUGCUGGAAGGAUCAAUGAGUCCAGAUUCUCCGAGACGUCCUCGCUGAACGUAGACCUGGACAUGGUGGCCACGUUGAGGAAUCAUAGGCGAAACUCGGCUCCUAGUGGCGAGCAAAGGUUGUCCUCUCACUAUGUCAGUUCGAACGAGUCUGGCUAUGACAGCGAUGGGCCUAGAGGAGAGUCUGCGGCUGCUUCAGAGAACGAAGGACUAAGUCUGAAGUGCACCGAUAGUUCAGAUACUAGCAGCGUGGUUGACUCGGAACUGGAGAAGCCUAUUAGGAGUUCCACUCCCAGCGAGUGUCAGGAACAGGAGAAUAGCAGUGACUUGAGGACGAGGAAGAACUCUGAGGCGGACGCUGUCAGAGCUGGCAAUUCAGAGUUGAACGACGGUAUAGAUGGACUUAGGUGGCACCAAAGUAAUUCUGGAAGACUGCUGCCAAGUAUUCACCAGACGUACGAUGACACUGCGAUGAACUCUCAGUUCCCAGUUUGCGGGAAUGGGCUGAAUCCGCUGCAGAACUCGCCAAAGUCGUUAGAUAUAUCCCCGCACCGGAUGAGACUGCAACAGGACAAGACCAGGUUUCUGAGCGACAUAAUUCAGCCGCCUAAGAGAGUGAGGAGGUGUCGGCUAGUGCAGCUGCACAAGAGAGAUUCGAAGGAAAGUUUGGGCAUCCGUUUGGCGCAGCAACGCUUGGGCGAGCUGCGGUACAUAGUUGUUCAACUGGAAAGUGAUGGAAUAGCGCAUAGGGACGGAAGACUAAGGCUCGGCGAUGAGAUCGUCGAAGUCGAGGGCAAAGAAUUGAGAACGUUAGAGAGCCUGGAGGAAGUGCAGGAGUUUCUGAGAUCCUUCACGGGCAACAAGAUACGACUGAUGACAGCAUAUGAGGAGACGGUGCCGCAGGUGUACGUCAGUCCGCCGACCUUACCUGGGGAGUACGAGUACCUGGAAAACGCAAAGAAUCUUUCCAACCUGUCGUUGAUCGACGGCGAAACGAAGCAGACUGUACAGUCGGAGCAAUCGGGCAAGCCCACCGUAGACGAUGGCGUUCAGUCGUCGAAAAGGCCAGACUUUCUGCCGCUUUCCUGCAUGUCCAAGGAACGAAAAGCCGCAGAGAGUAAUCUGGAGUCGACAACGGAACCGCAGCAUUACUUGACGAGGCACAUUGCCAAAUUCGAGAAGGGCUAUGGCAAGCCCAGCCUAGGCUUCAGCGUCGUGGGUGGCAGAGAUAGCCCUCGCGGUGAGAUGGGCAUCUUCGUGAGGAGGGUUUUCCCCGGAGGUCAGGCUGACGUUUCCAAGUCGCUGUUCCAAGGUGACGAAAUUUUAAGUUUAAAUGGCAAGGUGUUGCGUGGGUACACACACCAAGAAGUAAUCGAAUUGUUCAAAGCAGUGAGGGAAGGUCCUGUUGAGUUAGAAAUCACAAGGAGACACAGGUACCCGAAAAGUACGCAAAAAUCCGCGCCAUGCUGAGGAGGAGGCAAUGUGGACGAAUCUGCCC